GCGUUGCGAGUCGUGGUGUUACACCUCAGGAAUGUAGCUCGUCAACAAUAGUUAGCUUUCGUUUCGCAUCAGCUGGAGCUGUUGGCAGCUGACCGUGGUAUCCUCUGGCUGUUUGUCACCCCGUCUCCAGCCUCAAAGGUGCCAAAACCAACAGGAUGGCCACAGCGCAGUCAGUGUUGCUGCUAGCAGUGCAUAUUCUGCUGAUCUCAGAGUUCAUCCUGGCCAAGAGAGACUACUACGACAUACUGGGGGUGACCAGAGAUGCCACGGAGCGACAGAUCAAGAAGGCCUUUCAUAAGCUGGCCCUGAAGUACCACCCUGACCGAAACAAGGGGCCAGACGCCGAGGCCAAGUUCAGAGAGAUAGCAGAGGCAUAUGAGACGUUAUCAGACGAUAAGAGGAGGCGAGAGUACGACCAGUUCGGCCACGGCCCGUCACCAGGUGACGGUCACAGAGGAGGAGGCGAAUAUAACUUCAACCAGCACUACCAGUCCUUCAACUUCGAUGACAUCUUCAAAGACUUUGAUGACUUUGGUCAGCGACACCAACACCACUUUCACUCCCACUCCCAGAAUCAAGCCCACCAAAAGAGACACUUUGACAGUCACUUCCAGGCCCACCGGGAGUCCAUGAACAGACAGAGGAGGCAUUUUCAGCAGGGGGGCUUCGGUGGAGGACUCUUUGAUGACAUGUUUGAGGACUUGGAGAAGAUGUUCUCCUUUAACACGCACACUUCCAGGACUGAGAGUAGAUUCCAGGGCUCAGUAAAGCAGCACUGCAGGACAGUGACCCAGCGCAGAGGGAACAUGGUGACCACCUUCACCGACUGCUCCUGAGACAAGCAGAAAAACAUUGUUCUGCAGAGUGCAGCCACUUGGGACAAUACUAGGGUUUUUUUUUUUUUUAGUUGCGGUGUUGCAACUGAAUACUAAUUUAUCACCUGGUGGAACAGAAAAUGUUUUUGUGUGGCUUUUGUAAUCGUCUUUAUGUAAUUUCCUCUCGGAACAAAUAUCCAAGUUGGCCUGAUAAGCGGCUGCUUCCAAGCAAUAACUCACUCUCAUUAUUGCUCACGGCACGAGAUUAAGUCUCAUGUUGAUUCAGAUACCUCCUCAUUAUUUAGCUUUCCAAGUUGAUCAUGUUUACUUGUGUUUAUUUCUUACGAUGGCACAAUCUGUUUAGACUCAGGUAUGGCCGAAGGUUAAAAGAUAAUUUCAAUUAAAAAAGAUAACUUUUUUCUUGGGGAGCAAUGAGGCAAUAACAUUUAUUCGUUCUGAAUCUAUUUUGGCCAUACUAUUAUUGUACUCUCUACUGCAUAAACCUUUCUCUAAUGUAAAACCAGGUAUCGCUAGUCUCAGCAUUAUGUACUCUGGACUUAGAUUUUCUUUCUUUCCUAGUUUUUCUUUCAUUAGCUUAUUAUCAAAAAUUACAGUUUGAAGACUCAUGGAUUUCAAUUUUACAGACUUGUAUCAAACUUUGCUGUGAAAAUAGAGUUUCACUUCCCGAGCAGUGUGUGAGCUGGCCUUUAUCGGCUGUUUAUUUCAUAAUUUGCUCACUUUUGGCUCUGCCUCUUCAGUUUAGAUGUGUGUUUGCCUGCUCGCAUUAUCAACUGUUACCUCAUUUUAGUUUUUUCCUCUAGAGCCGCAUCUACCUUCCCAUAGUCAGGCUAGGAAAGUCAUAUCAGUCCCAUGACAAAUGCUGGCACAGUUGCACAGUAAAACUUUGUGUACUCUCUCAGCUGUUUUGUAACCAGUUGUUCUGGUGGUUAACAAAAAAAAAAAAAAACAAACCUGGGGCUUGACUGCCAGUGAAGCUGAAUGGCCUGAAAAGUUUCCUAAACUGAUCAUAAUGUGCAAUAUUUAGCACCUUUGCUCUUCAUGUUGCCUAUCUUUCAUAGACAGUGCUGUGUUAAUGUCAUUGUCUAAUGUCCGCACUUUGUGUGUGUGUGUGUGUGUGUGUGAAUGUGCGCUCAGAAUUUUGAUUGGUUGCAUAACGUUUGAGGACUGAAUAAAAAGUAAACUAAACACAA
Scatophagus argus is the source of this 2026-nucleotide messenger RNA. Its product is annotated as dnaJ homolog subfamily B member 9-like. The transcript is spliced from 3 exons. Gene Ontology annotation, molecular function: protein-folding chaperone binding; misfolded protein binding. The coding region runs from base 156 to 836 and encodes 226 amino acids. The record is from RefSeq and is a predicted model, not a curated record. Lineage: Eukaryota; Metazoa; Chordata; Actinopteri; Scatophagidae. Gene Ontology annotation, cellular component: endoplasmic reticulum.